This is a messenger RNA of Tribolium madens (black flour beetle), 1384 nucleotides long. It is a transcript of the gene Sc2, whose product is annotated as probable very-long-chain enoyl-CoA reductase art-1. The coding region runs from base 328 to 1320 and encodes 330 amino acids. Lineage: Eukaryota; Metazoa; Arthropoda; Insecta; Coleoptera; Tenebrionidae. Gene Ontology annotation, molecular function: protein binding; oxidoreductase activity, acting on the CH-CH group of donors. Gene Ontology annotation, biological process: very long-chain fatty acid biosynthetic process. The transcript is spliced from 6 exons. The record is from RefSeq and is a predicted model, not a curated record.
UAAAUUGAAUUGCGUUUUGGUAAUUUUUUUUCAAAAAAUCGGUUUUAAGCAUGGUCAUCGGUCAAUUUUUUGAUCACAUGACCGGUAAUAACGAAAAAAAUAAUGUAAUCAUUUUUUAAGGAUAAACUUUAAUGUAAUGCAAAAUAAAGCAUUGUCUGACUUCCCACUUGCUUAAUAAGCCCAUUUUUGAACAGUUCGGUGUCUCUAUUUAAUUAGUGGAAUUUUAUCAGUCCAUCUUCGUUUAAUUAGUUUGUUUACUCGAGACAGGUGGUCAGGUAUCCUUGAAAUUCACAUUCCGGUGGUGCUUGAAGAAAAUUCAACACUGUCAUGGCUCUCGAGUUGGAAGUGGUGAAAACUUCCGGUAAACCGAUUGGGAAAAUCUCAAUCGCGAGUUCGGCGACAAUAAAAGACUUAAAAAAGGAGAUUUUCAAAAAGUACAAAUUGGGAGUUGAGCGCCAAUCGAUACGAAAUGGGCCGAAAGGAAAAGACGAAAAAGACAGUCAAGAAAUAAAUAAAAUCAACUUGGAGACUCCUAACACAGUUUAUGUUAAGGAUUUGGGACCACAAAUCGGCUGGGAUACGGUUUUCUUCCUCGAAUACGCGGGGCCGAUAUUUCUCUAUGGGGCCCUGUUUUUAUUCCCGCAUUGUUUCUACGGGGGCAAGAGUCUGGAACAGGGGCGGGGGCACAACGCCAGAGAUAUUUUUCCGUUUUAUAUUUUUCCAGUUGAGCAAAUCAACAAAAUAUGCGGGGGGUCACUUAUCAAAGUCCACGAUAAUGCAUAUUACGCCGGUAUUUUAUGGACUAUUCAUUAUGGGAAAAGAAUUCUUGAAACGGCGUUUGUGCACCGAUUUUCGCACGGAACAAUGCCAAUUUUCAAUUUAUUUAAAAACUGUUCCUACUAUUGGGGCUUUGCGAUUUAUCUAGCCUACCAUGUUAACCACCCCUUGCACACUGCGCCCCCAACGUGGCUCUUCUACCUCGGCGUUUUCAUAUUUCUAUUCUGCGAAGUUGGUAAUUUAAGUAUUCAUAUUUUAUUGAGGAAUUUACGACCUGAAGGCUCGACCGUGAGGAAAAUUCCAGUACCGGACUCGAACCCGUUCACGAAAUUAUUUAAUUACGUCUCAUGUCCCAAUUACACUUACGAGUUUGGGUCUUGGGUCGGUUUCACUCUCUUGACGGGUUGUUUUCCAGUUUUUAUUUUUGCGCUCGCGGGACUGUACCAAAUGACUGUUUGGGCUAUUGGGAAGCACAAGAAGUACCGACAGGAGUUCCCCAAUUAUCCCAAGAAGAGGAAAGCGAUUUUACCAUUCCUGAUUUAAUUUUUUGUUGGGGUUAAUUUGUUUUUUUUUAAUGGUGUUUUGCGUAAUAAAACGGUUUCAUGGA